This is a messenger RNA of Neopelma chrysocephalum (saffron-crested tyrant-manakin), 810 nucleotides long. It is a transcript of the gene SMIM3, whose product is annotated as small integral membrane protein 3. The transcript has 3 exons. The record is from RefSeq and is a predicted model, not a curated record. The coding region runs from base 130 to 309 and encodes 59 amino acids. NCBI's taxonomy places the organism in Eukaryota, Metazoa, Chordata, Aves, Passeriformes, Pipridae.
UCCCCUUCCCUGCCGCCCCGCGCGGGCCGGGCGGGGCCAGGCGGAGUCUUCUUCCCCCGACGGGAUCCGCCACUGCCGUCGCUUCUCGCCGCAGCCGGAGCCCGAGUCGGAGCCGGGCAGCCCCGCAGGAUGGACCUCCUGGAACUCACAGGUCCUGCCGCCCUUCCCAAGCACAUUCUGGACGUCUGGGUCAUCGUCUUGAUCAUCCUGGCCACCAUCCUGGUGAUGACGGCGCUGGUGCUCUGCCCGGCCACCGCCGUCAUCAUCUACCGCGUGCGAACUCACCCCACGCGCAACGGCAUCGUGUGAGGCAAGCAGCAAGGAGUGGAAAUGCCCGACAAAAUUAUUUCUUCUUUGGAGUCCCAGCUCUCAGGGUGUUUGGAAAAAAGGGUCAAAGCAAGAUGGAUGUGGCUUCUGGUUGCGAGUUUGAAGGCUUGGCUGAAAGCAUCGGUGACAGAGCCUGUCCUGGCUGCACAGCAGACGUGCAGCUGGCACUGGCUUCUCCUCUAUCUAUUAUCUGCUGAAAUUGUAGGAAAAUCUCUGGGGCUCUUGGUUCCUCUGGGUCUUGCGGGGCAGAGGAGUGUGUGCAGCUCCUGCCAGCCUGUCUGCCUGCACGCUGGCUGCGCUCCCCGCUCCCGAUAGCGAGAGCCUCUGCUGUUCACCCAACACACCGGCCCCACUGGGGGGUCUGUGCACCUCUCCCCUGGGCAGGUAAAGUGGGAGGAGCAGGUUUGUGCCCAGUCAGUGGCAGGGGAUCAUGUAAGUUCUUGCAUUGCUCUCUGUUAUGAAAUAAAUGGACUUUAACCUACA